Molecule: messenger RNA, 363 nt
Organism: Beta vulgaris subsp. vulgaris (sugar beet)
Lineage: Eukaryota; Viridiplantae; Streptophyta; Magnoliopsida; Caryophyllales; Amaranthaceae
Product: abscisic acid receptor PYL2
Exons: 1
Coding region: 1-363 (120 amino acids)
Biological process (GO): abscisic acid-activated signaling pathway
Cellular component (GO): cytoplasm; nucleus
Molecular function (GO): signaling receptor activity; protein phosphatase inhibitor activity; abscisic acid binding
Source: RefSeq, a predicted model, not a curated record
AUGGUUUCUGGUUCGGGUGAAAUUGGAUCAGUUCGUCAAGUAUUUUUUGGAUCGGGCUUGCCUGGCAAAACUAGCGUGGAAAGACUUGAGAAGUUGGACGAAGAGAAACAUAUGAUUGUGUAUCGAGUUAUUGGUGGAGACCACAAGCUAGUUAACUUCCACGUUACCACCUCGUUAUACGAGGUGGUGAAUGUGAAUGAGAAUAAAAAGACGUUUGUAGUUGAAUCGUAUACUGUGGAUAUACCUGAAGAUAGUAAUGAGGAGGAUACAUGCUACUUUGCUAAUACUAUAAUUGAGCUUAAUCUCAAGAAUUUGGCUAUUGUUGUGGAGAGAAUGGUUGAUAAUGGCGUAAAGUCUUCUUGA